GCGUUGAGCCGAUCCCCCGCCAAUAUGUCAACCGCCGAGUCCCAAGGGGAUGGUUUCCUUCUCUUGCCAGUGAAGCUCCCGGCACUUCCCUCGUGCCCCAUCACCGCUCUUCACGAGAUCCGCGUUCGACGAAAUGCGCCCAGGAUCCCGACCGAGAUCGAUGAUCGAAGUCUCUUUCUCAAGAAUGUCCCCGUGGACAGCACCGAAGCUCAUUUUCGCCAAGUUUUCUCCGCUCUCGUCGGUCCAGGUCGCUUCGAAAGCGUUGCAUUCGAGGAUGAUCGGAAGAGUGCCGCAGCUGUCGACCCAGUCAACGCUGCGAAGAUUAUGGGUCUAGGCAAGAAGCGCAAGCGCGGCGAACAGGAAGCAGAGGAGAGAGCCCGGGAGGAAGAAAUCGCACGACUGCCCGAGACUUGGACAAGAAGGCUACGAAAAAGCGGUAGCAGCGCCAUUGCUCUCUUCGCAGAUGAAAAGAGCGUCGAGCUCGUGCUCAAGGCCAUCAGGAAGGCGAACAAGACGACAAAAUUUCCCGUCUGGGGACAGGGUGUUUCCGAGGAUGAGCCCGAGCUUGGAUCCGAAUGGGUAUCUGCACACAUUCAGCUGUCGCGCUGUGACAAGGCGGCAACGCAGAAGUCGGUUCACGCCUUCUUCAACGUUUUCAAUCGCAAGGAGAAGGAAGCGGCAGAGAUGGCCAAGAGGUUGCGCAAUGAGCCAGACGAGGACGGCUUCGUCACAGUUGUCCGCGGUGGACGUGUUGCUCCGGCCAACAAGAACGAGGCCGAAGAAGCCCGACAGAAGAUGAUCGACAGGGCCUCGAAGAAGAAGGACGAGACUACGGACUUCUACCGCUUCCAACUGCGCGAGCGUCGCAAGGCGGAACAAGCCGCUAUGCUGAAGAGAUUCGACGAGGACAAGAAGAAGGUCGAUGCCAUGAAGGAGAAGCGUGGCAAGUUCAGGCCGGAAACAUGAAUCUACAGAUGACGUUUCCAACACAUUACACAAGAUACCCAUGUAAAAAAUAUCAACUUCAGCGUAAGUGGUCUCUCCUCUUUCUCAGUGUACUCCGCUUUACAUGAUGACGCACGCGGGGCCAGCGAAGCACCUGUAGGCGAAGGGCUUGUCCCAGAGCCAGUGGUGCAGUGCCGACAAACACCGCGUUAUAUAUAUCUUCUCAACUUUGUCUGACAUUUCGAUCGGGGCUUUCUUCUUUUGCGAUUAACGAUAACGCUUGGAAAAAACAAAGACUCACGCAAUGCUAGACCACCAGAUUUAGAGAGCAAACAGGCUGGCUCUUACGACAGCAAGAGACCUGUUGUUCGAGUCAUAGAAUCACGUUUGCGGAAACAGGACCACUUCCGCCGAAGAGACUUGCCGUACACCUCCACGCCCUUUUGCCCAGGAGUGAGGGAGGUCGAGUGGGUGAAAUGAGGAAACUCGUGCCGAGUCGAGUCGCAAAAUAGAACCGCCGCGGCACAGGCGAUCACGGAUUGGUCUGAUACUCGCGACCGCCACGCCGCUCAGCGUCCUCGGUAGAAAAAAAUACAAAGCCACGUGUGCGGCAAGUCGAUGUCUCCCAGUCGUGGCCUUCUCUCCCAACACAAUUCCCGCAAUCCUGGAUUGAGCAACGCGAUGUUUUCAGGUUCUGGACCAGUGGACGCCUAUUGUUUAAUCAAACGCUCCUCUGUGCAGCGCGUGGCGUCAAUGUUCUUUUCGACACUACUCCCUUUCAGGUGUUGAUUGUAUUUUACUUGCUGCCCCUGUGCCUCUCUACUUUUUCCACCUUGUCUGGGUUCCAGUUCCGC
Molecule: messenger RNA, 1799 nt
Organism: Colletotrichum scovillei
Lineage: Eukaryota; Fungi; Ascomycota; Sordariomycetes; Glomerellales; Glomerellaceae
Product: meiotic recombination protein DMC1
Exons: 1
Coding region: 25-966 (313 amino acids)
Biological process (GO): ribosomal small subunit assembly; rRNA processing
Cellular component (GO): UTP-C complex; CURI complex
Source: RefSeq, a predicted model, not a curated record